ACAUAGCUAUAAAAAAAUUAUUUUUAAAUUUUUCAAAUGUAUAGUGUGUUUCUUAGUUAAAUCCAGCGCCGCUUAGUUCAACUGCGGUUAUAUGGGCUGCUAAAUACUUCCACAGCCAACAUGGCAGGCGCAGAGGGGUCAAUAAGUUUCUUUAGUGCUCUAAGUACCUUUUCUGGAAAACUUGUCAGUAAAUUGUUUACCAUGAAUCCUGGUAGAAAUCUGAUAUGCUCACCACUCUCAAUACACUCCUGCCUGGGUAUGAUUCGAUUGGGCGCCGAUGAGGGCACUACGACGGCCAAGGAGCUAGAUAAGGGCAUCGGGUUUACUUCGAACGAUGAGUCGGAAAUAGCCGAGGAUUUUCAUAUCGCAUUGGAACCCUAUCAGGAUGACACCAUGCUCAAUAUGGCCUACAAGAUGUAUGUUAUGCAUGAAUUCGAAAUACGGCCGGAAUUUCAUGAGAUUUUAACUGAGAAGUUCCACUCGGAACCUGAAAAUGUAGAUUUCUCUGAGAACACAGUUGCUGCAGAAAAGAUUAACGAGUGGAUAGAGACCAAGAUGAAUCAUCUUAUUAAAGAUCAGGUCAGCCCAGAUAUACUUAAUGAAACCACAGGACUCGUUCUUAUAAGUGCUGCUCACUUUAAAGCCGAGUGGAGCAUCGGAUUUUCUGUGCGGGCCACUCGCCGAGAGUUUUUUAAUAUCGACCCAAAGAACAAAAUCAGAGUGCUGAUGAUGAAUAAUUUCCAUGAAUAUGACUAUGCGGACCUAAAACAAUUCGAUGCAAAAGCUUUGCGUCUAAACUUCAGUAAUACCCCUCUGCAAAUGAUUAUCAUCCUGCCAAAUAAUGCCUUUGGGCUAGAGACUCUAAUAGAAGCAUUGUCCACAACAUCGCUGGAGAGUAUUAUUUCAUUGCUAACUCGAAAGCGAGUCUACUUAAAGUUGCCCAAGUUCACGGCUGAAUUCGAACAGGACUUGACACCUGUUUUCCCAGAGCUUGGCGUGAAGAGGAUCUUUAUGAAUAAAGCCGAAUUGGGUAAAAUUUCUGAAACGAAUCGAGUAAUAAAAGUCUCCAGUGUUUUACACAAGGCAUCCAUUGAAUUAAGCGAAGAAGGCGACGAGGUAUUGCCCCUGCCGGAACUGAAACCAACCAUGGUUAAGGGCAAAAUUCGUAAACCCCCGUCGCCCGUCAACUUUUACGCGGAUCAUCCAUUUUAUUAUGCCAUCUAUGAUGCGGUCCAUGGACCCCUGGUCGUGGGUAGCCUCCAAGCCCCACUCCCUGCUCCUUGCAUUAAUAAUCCGCUGAAACCAUGCUAUUGCGAGAGAUCUUAGAAACAAAGAAUUAUUAUAUAAUACAU
This is a messenger RNA of Drosophila navojoa, 1352 nucleotides long. RefSeq names its product serine protease inhibitor 42Dd. NCBI's taxonomy places the organism in Eukaryota, Metazoa, Arthropoda, Insecta, Diptera, Drosophilidae. Gene Ontology annotation, molecular function: serine-type endopeptidase inhibitor activity. The record is from RefSeq and is a predicted model, not a curated record.